Daktulosphaira vitifoliae (grape phylloxera) is the source of this 1353-nucleotide messenger RNA. Its product is annotated as MAPK/MAK/MRK overlapping kinase-like. Gene Ontology annotation, cellular component: nucleus; cytoplasm. Gene Ontology annotation, biological process: intracellular signal transduction; protein phosphorylation. NCBI's taxonomy places the organism in Eukaryota, Metazoa, Arthropoda, Insecta, Hemiptera, Phylloxeridae. Gene Ontology annotation, molecular function: protein serine/threonine kinase activity; ATP binding. The transcript has 2 exons. The record is from RefSeq and is a predicted model, not a curated record. The coding region runs from base 1 to 1353 and encodes 450 amino acids.
AUGUUGGAUAUACCAGUUGAUGGUAAAGAUAGUUUUUACUCAGAUUAUUUUUUGGAUAUAAAGAUCGGCGAGGGCACAUUUUCAGACGUGUAUAAGUGCGUGGAAAAAAACUAUGGUCGUAAAAUGGCAGCCAAAAUUCUUAAGAAUGAUUAUGGACCCACAAUAGACGCUGAUACAUGGGCUUCUAUAAAUGAAGUAAACGUAGCUAAUAUCAUCGAGCGACAUCCUUUUUUAUUGAUAGUAGACAGCGCUUAUCAUGAUAUUGGCACUGGUCGCAUUGUGUUAGUUACCGAAUUAAUGAAAAACUCUCUGUAUGAUGUUAUUGAGUCUGGUGAAUGCCCAUUGACUGAUAACCGUAUUAAAAUAUACAUGUACCAAUUGUUGGAAGGCCUCAAGUACUUGCACGAAAAUAACAUCAUUCAUCGGGAUAUAAAACCGGAAAACAUAUUGCUAUGUCAUCGCGACUUAAAGAUUGGUGAUCUGGGUACAGCCGUAACGAUGAAAGAUGGCCAAAAGUACACCGAGUACGUUUCCACGAGAUGGUACAGAUCACCAGAAUGUUUAUUAACACGUGGACAUUAUGGUACAAAGAUGGACAUCUGGGCAGCUGGGUGUGUGCUUUAUGAAAUGGCCACUAGUAAACCACUUUUUGAUGGUUCUGACGAGUACGACCAAAUGGUGAGAAUUGAACAGAUAUUAGGAAAACCGGAUGUCCGAUUACUCGAGAAAUUUAAGCGACACCAGUCUCAUGUGUUCGUUAAACGAUAUAUUUGCGGUAAAGUAAUUUUUGGCGAUCGGAUCAAUUCCGGUACUGGUCUUCAGGCCGUAUUCCAACCUUAUCGACCUGGUUUUGAACUCAUCAAAGACAUGAUUGUUUACGAUCCGUCGAAACGGUCUACCGCCGAAAGAUUACUCAGAAAACCUUAUUUUUUCGAAAUGAAAAACACCCAGUACGAGUAUAAAGUAUUCGAGUUUGAAAGAAGAACAAACAAAACUUCGUCAUAUAAUUGUUUAUCGAGUGAAGAAGCUGAGAAGAAAGUACCAAUUAAACAGUGUAAAAUAGAUAACAAUGAGUGUAAACGACAAGGACCAAACGGAGACGUAAAAACUGAUAUUCAAUUGAAAAAAAGUGCACAUAAAGAUGAUGAACUUGUGUUAAAUGAUUUACACAAACGAAUGGCCGCUGUAAACUUGAACAGUGUAAAAAAAUCGGAAAAAUCACACACAUAUCUGCACAAGAUUAAAUCAUAUGAGUUGCCAAACAAGCAAAUAAUGUUGACCAAAAUAAACCAAGAAAUACUAAUAAAACGAAAAAAUGUAGUUCCAAAAAAUUUUCGCCCACCAUUCAAAUGA